AUGGCGGUGCCUCCAGUGGCACCGCCACCGCUUUCGCUAGCAGCUUGCCUGCGAGAGCUCGCCAACGAGCUUCAAAGUUCUGAACAAGGGUCCGAAGGGGUCGUUAUCGACGCUCGCAACAAAGUGCAGCGUACACUCGCCACAUGUUGGGAAGGCCGUCCACUGCCCCGCGCCUGUUCGGCUUUGAGAAAUUUCCUGAGCGAAUCGGCGCUCAGUGCGGAUGUGGAAGUGAAGCUUGUAAAGCCAAAUGGCGAAAGCGGCUUCGUUGGCAUGCUUUUGCGAAAGGGUGUCCCGGAAGCUAUGGUCAAGUAUCGUGGCGAGCUCCCGGGGAUACCAUUUCGCGAGGAGUGCAAUUACGUCUUCGCGGAGUGGCUGGGCUUCGGUGACGUGGUGGCCCCGUGUAUAGCAGUGGACUUGCCAUUGACCCUCGCCGACUUUUCCAGCCUCAGUGUCCUCGAUGUGCUACGAGAGCACACAGCUGCAUGGGUACAUGAGAAGGAGCAGAACUGCAAGACAUGGCCCGCCAACAUGUGGGUCACGAUGGAGAAGUGCAUUCUCAUUGGAAAGACCGGGCCCCCCGCAUCCACUGCGCCUGCUUCUCGCCUAGCCAACUUCUUCGGAUCCGUUGACCUUCUGCAGGCAUACGCUGCAACACCCAGUGGACCAAGCUGUGGUGUGGAUGCCUUACUCAGAGACACCUAUACCAGGCAAGAGCCCACGGAUGCCGACUUUUUCAGGCUUGUGUCAUGCUUAGAUGUGCAAAACAUACAUCGACUUUGCAUGUUGGCUUGCAUAACGCUGCAGCGAGACGGAGGCCCAUCGAAUUUGAUGGUGAGGCAAAAGGUGUCCGGCGAGGCUGAGGCUGAUGCUUCUUUCGAGCUGGUAUGCAUUGACUCGACACGAGUCCUCAAUGGCUUUCCCAGCGAUGCAUUGCUUCUCUUCGACGACAGCGACGGGACGAUCGGCCAGUUCACAUACUGGUUCCCGGCUUGCGUUGAAUUGCCCCAGGCUGCCGAGAUCCUGCAUCCGUCCGUCGCAUCUGCCGUGAGGUCUCUCGAUGCCAGCGCAGCAGAACGUUUCCUUGAGCAGCUCCUGAGUGUGCCUGGUGCCUCCUUGGCACGGAGCAGAGCCGAAGCGAAGGCGGCUUCGAACAGGUUGAGGCACUUGCAGAGCCUGCUAGAGGAGCAAGAGCUCACAGCUCGUGACCUUUGCUUUCGGGUGGUGCCGACCUGGGAAGCAGACUACUGGGCACCUGGUCGCAGGGAGUUGAUCCCUUUUCAUGACCUUGGAGUGCAUCUGCACGAGGGAGGCAGUGCGCAGGAAUGGGAAGAGAAGUGCAGCUGGCCGUGUGGCAGCCAACAUGGCACCGGCGGCGACGAGACGCAAGGCCGUCGCCCGACCGUCAACGAUUUCUUCUGA
This is a messenger RNA of Symbiodinium sp. CCMP2592, 1419 nucleotides long. Lineage: Eukaryota; Dinophyceae; Suessiales; Symbiodiniaceae. The record is from the annotation of a GenBank genome assembly.